This is a messenger RNA of Arachis ipaensis, 828 nucleotides long. Lineage: Eukaryota; Viridiplantae; Streptophyta; Magnoliopsida; Fabales; Fabaceae. The record is from RefSeq and is a predicted model, not a curated record.
AUGCACUACAGAGACCUUUCUGUUAUAAGGUUGGGUUUUCACUUGCCCGACGAGCAACCAGUGGUUUUUAAAGACGACGAAUGUCUAGACGACGUUGCUAGAAAAGCAUCAGUUAAGGAGUCGAUGUUCUUAGGAUGGUUCAAAGCUAACAAAACUAACCCAGAAGCACGCUGUCUAACAUAUGUGAAAUUCCCAUCAAAGUUUGUUUGGAAGCCGGAUACAAGGAAGUGGUUUUUGCAAAAAUCACAUUCAGUCAUAGGAUGGAUUUUCUUUGUUCCACCAAGAUCAGGGGAAAUUUAUUACCUAAGGUUACUCCUAAAUUUUUUAAAGGGUCCUACUUGCUAUGAAGACAUCAAAACUAUCGAUGGUGCCGUCUAUUCAUCAUUUAGAGAUGCAUGUUAUGCAAUGGGAUUGUUGGAUGAUGAUAAAGAAUACAUUGAUACAAUCAAAGAAGCAAGCCAUUGGGGUUUAGGAGAGUACCUAAGGAAGCUUUUUCUUAGAUACAACAGACGCAAAUUAGUAGGAGAACAUGCUGCUUACUUACAACAGUUAACAGAUGAACAGAGGGUAGUGUACAACUCAAUAAUGGAAGCUGUGGAUAGUGGGAGAGGUGGAGUUUUUUUCCUAUAUGGAUACAGUGUUAGGUCCAAAGGACAGAUUGCUUUGAUAGUUGCAUCAAGUGGUAUCGCAUCGUUAUUACUACCAGGUGGAAGGACAGCACACUCCCGUUUUGCUAUCCUACUAAAAUUGGAUGAGUUCUCCACGUGCAACAUCAAACAGGGUAGUGCUUUGGCUGAGUUGAUAACAAAGGCUAAGAUUAUUAUAUGA